ACAAAAAUUGCAUUUCAUUGUAAAUUUUAAAGUAGAGCCAUUUAUUUUGAUUUAAAAUUAAUUACACAAAUGGAAACCUGUGCAGUCUUAACACCACAACAAAAGGAAGCCGGCGAUGUUGCCAGAGUGCAACCUGCUGCCCCUGAACCCUUCACCUCGCAUGUGGCACAUCUGGAUACGGGAGUUGUACAAUGCACGUUGCGCGUCCUCAAGAUGAACGGCAGCACAAUGCUCUUCCUGCAUGGCAAGGAAACGAAUCGCUUGGACGAGCUCGCUGUGGCAAUGCCGACACGUCCGCCCAGCAAGGAUGUUGUAGCCACCACGUUUAUGGGUGACCAUGGUCAAAGCGAUUCCCUGGUCAUGGCCAGUAAGCUGAGCGCCCGCUACAGACGCCAGUUCUACGUCAGUAUGAAUCUACAGUUGGACAACAUAACGCGACCGGUCUUUGAAAAGACGCUGGUCGACUACAUGAAGGAGCAUCUAAACCAGUUUGUGUGAGGCGAAGACUGAGACUGUGUUCCAUUAAAAUGUAGAUAUAUUUAUAAUUGUGAUUAAAAGCAGACUAAACCCCUUUGUA
Drosophila innubila is the source of this 577-nucleotide messenger RNA. RefSeq lists its product as uncharacterized. NCBI's taxonomy places the organism in Eukaryota, Metazoa, Arthropoda, Insecta, Diptera, Drosophilidae. The record is from RefSeq and is a predicted model, not a curated record. The coding region runs from base 70 to 498 and encodes 142 amino acids. Gene Ontology annotation, biological process: proteasome assembly. The transcript has a single exon.